GAUGUUGGCACUUGUUGAGAAAACGCGGAACCCGAUACCCACUGCACUACAGUCUUUGCACUUCUCUUCCUCCACUCCACUUUCUUCGCUGAAGCUUCUCUUGCAUUUUUACGGUUUGGGAUCGAUGAGCUGUCAACUGGUGCUGUAUGUCGAUCGUCUGGUACGUCCUGUGAACGUUGAGACGGUGACUCUUCCGACUCAGUUGCUGUCUGAUCCGUCUCCGGCGACUAAGUCCUCGGACGUUGCGGGACCCUCUAGUUCUGCGCCGCUGGCGGAUAGCGAUGAUGCUGGGCCGAAGCAUGAUGAGGAUGGUGGUGAGGAUGAGCCACUGAUACCGAACGCGGAGUGUCGCAUUUGUCAGGAGGAAGAUAGCAUUAGCAAUUUAGAAAUACCUUGCGCCUGUAGCGGCAGUCUGAAGUAUGCCCAUCGAAAGUGUGUCCAGCAUUGGUGUAAUGAGAAAGGAGAUACAAUUUGUGAGAUAUGCAAUAAGCCUUAUCAACCUGGUUAUGUUGCCCCUACUCCUUGCCCUAAUCCUGAGGAAACUGCCAUUGAUAUUGGUGGAGGCUGGACGAUCUCUGGCACACCUUUGGACCUGCAUGAUCCUCGGAUCUUGGCUAUUGCAGAGGCUGAACGCCAGUUCUUGGAAACUGAAUAUGAUGAGUAUGCUGUUUCUAAUGCCAGUGGAGCUGCCUUUUGCGGUUCAGCUGCUUUAAUUUUAAUGGCCCUUCUACUCUUGCGGCAUGCAGUUUCUGUUCCAGAUGCUGAUGCAGAUGAUGAUCCAUCAACUGUCUUCUCUAUCAUCUUACUUCGUGCAGCUGGAUUUCUCUUACCUUGCUAUAUUAUGGCUUGGGCAAUCAGCAGCUUGCAACGUCGGAGGCAAAGACAAGAGGCAGCAGCAUUGGCAGCGACCCAAGUUGCUUUUGUUCUCCAAUCUGGGCAGCGGAGGGGCCUGCAAUUCGCCAUAGCACCAGGACCGCAGUUUUGAUUAAAAGCAUUUCUGGAGCUUUGUGGAUGUUUUUGGAAAGCUUUUGGAUGAAGAAAUCAAGAGCAAAAUGAAUGAUUUUCGUUAACUGUAAAAACAGUGCAAAACUGUCAAAGUCGUCUCAAAGUCGUGACUUUCGUUCGCGACUUUCGUCGCUGUCAGAAAAAUGCUGCGUUUCAUUUAUCAAAAAUUAGUUGGCUAGGACACAUAUAAGCUGAGAGCUCGACCCAGAACGCAUUCUUCAAACUUUUAGACACUUUUGAAACUUGGUUGUGCUGGGGUUUGGGCAUUGGAAGAGUUGGGAUCAAGAGAUUGAAGCUUUGAAGACAUUUGGAGCUCAUUUUCUUUGGUUUUUCUAUUCCUCUUCCCUUUCCUCUCUUGUAAUCUGAAAUGGGUCCACUUAUUUUGUAUAUUUAUAACUUGUGGAUGAUUACGAGUAGCUAAACCCUUUGUUCUAGAAUUAUUUAGAACCCUUGUAUGGAUUA
Messenger RNA from Prosopis cineraria, 1467 nucleotides. RefSeq lists its product as uncharacterized. The record is from RefSeq and is a predicted model, not a curated record. The coding region runs from base 2 to 985 and encodes 327 amino acids. Gene Ontology annotation, molecular function: zinc ion binding; ubiquitin-protein transferase activity. Lineage: Eukaryota; Viridiplantae; Streptophyta; Magnoliopsida; Fabales; Fabaceae. Gene Ontology annotation, biological process: protein ubiquitination. The transcript is spliced from 9 exons. Gene Ontology annotation, cellular component: membrane.